CUGUGAGCAGUUUCAGAUACUUUUAGUUGUAAAACGAUCGUGCAGCGGUUGCGUUGAGUUGAGAGUAGAGUAGAGUGAAACUCAAAUAGAAUAAUUAAAUAUAGUUUUGAAUAAAUGUUUGUUUUUGUUAAAUAUAUUUAGUAAUUAUACAAAAUUGUGGUUAAAGUGGUAUUGGUACGAAUAUACAAAACAUACAUACAUAUGUGGGAAAUACAAUUAUUUUAAACAAAAAUAAUAAAUUAAAUUAUACAAUAUUAUUUCAAAAAACAAACUACUUAUUAAGAGAGAGUAGGCUAAAUAAAACAAUACAAAAGUGCGCUAUACAAAAAUUAAUAAAAAAUAAUAUAAAAUUUUAUUAAAAGAAAUCGUAUUCAAGAAUAUUGGACUGAAUAAAACCAGUUUGCAGGAGAGUGUACGUGCCUCAUAUUUUUUUUUUGAAUAACAAACCAGUUAAUGGGAAACAACCACAACAACAAUAACAUUAUGCAUGAAAGUCUGGUUUAAAAGAUUGUACAACACUCCGAAAAAGUCAAAGAAGAGUUAAAAACAAAUAACAGACAACCAAAAAUGAGUCAUCAAGUCAAACGUUUAGUAGCAACACACAAAUAAAAACAACUAAAAACCUUAGUUAAACUCUCUCAUCAUCAGUCAGUAGAAUGUCAGUUUCUACCCAGUAGUGAAUAAUUUAAAUAAUUAACGUUUACAAUAACAAAAGAAUAUAAAAUUUCAAAUAAAACAUUCAGAAUUUCCCGUAAAAACCAAAUACUUAUAAAACAAAGUAGCAAAAUUGUUUAAAUAACAAUUUUUACACGAUCGAUCACGUAUUUUAUUACAAUAACAGUGCAAAAAAAAACAACAACAAUAAUAAUAAAACAAUAAAUUAAUAAUAUAAAAACAACAAAGAAUAAAAUUUAUAAACAAUAAGUAAAAAUAAUUAAUUAAAAUUUUAACGCAAUUUAACCUGAUCAUCAUGGUUUCAAAAUUAGUAAAAUACGGCUCUUCUACGUUUUUUAUGGUUCAUAACUUGGCUAAAGUGGUAAUGGCGGAUGGUGGAAUAGAAUGCUAUAGGCAAACAUGUCGCCCAAUUGAAGAGUAUUGUGCCCAGUUUGAACAGGCUUGUAUGUCCUGCAGCAGUACCUGUGAUCCCGAGGAUAUAAAAUAUGAAGAAAAAGUUUGCAAUCAACACUGUAGCGAUUUCAUCAAAUUAGAACCUCUUAAGAAUGAGAUACAUUACAUACAAAUGCAACAGAAUGUUAUACUCAUACUGCUGAUAGUAUUGCUGAUCAUUACGGCCGGUCAUUUUACCUGGAAGUUAAUGAAAUGUUUUAAAAACAAACGCUGUAGCAUCAGCCGACUAAUGGGAAAACUAAAAUUAAAAAAACAAAGCACCGUGACAACAACACACAUGAAUGGCAAAGAUUUGGGUGGCAUCACCAUACCCAAUAUGAGUGCGAUCAAUGAUGUCGAGAGAGCACCUUCACAAAUAUACAGUCUGGCAGGUGCUGAAGGUUCUGUAAGGACAGUGACAACACCAAUUAGCUCACGCCAUCCAGCUGAAAACACGACACCCUCGCCACAGCCCAAUGAGUAUUCGUAUGAUAAUCAAGGUUUAGUAGUGACGCCAAUUUCAGAAAAACCCAGCGGCCGACCAAUGUUUUAAUAUAAAGAGCAUAACAUAACACUACAACUCUCAUCCAUCCACCAGUGAACUUUAACCAUCCCAUACUUCACGCUUAUUUAUUCAUUAUGUUUUAACCUAAACUAAGGAAACUCAUUUAUAAAAUGAUUUCUGUCUCUGCGGCCUUAAUACUUAAAUAAGUAUUUACGAAUAUUGUCAUUUGUAAGAGUUUAUUUUAAGUUACAACUUUUAUUCUGUAUAUUUCUUUGUCUUCCUUUUAUUGUAAAAAAUACACUAGAAGAAACACUUGCGUUUCAUUUUUGAGUGUAAUUUUAUGUUUAUCCACAACCAUCACAUUUUAUUUAAAACUAUUUAGUGAUAUGUUUGUUUUAUAAGUCCUUUCCUCUUUCUAAGUUUGUAUUUAGUUUUAAAAAUGUAAAUUUUAUUUUACAAGUACGUACUACGUACACAAAAGAAUUGUAUUGAUAUUAUAUGCAAAAUGUAUACUUUGUAACAAAUUUAAAAAUAAAUAUAAAAAAAUCUA
Molecule: messenger RNA, 2162 nt
Organism: Calliphora vicina (urban bluebottle blowfly)
Lineage: Eukaryota; Metazoa; Arthropoda; Insecta; Diptera; Calliphoridae
Gene: grnd
Product: grindelwald
Exons: 3
Coding region: 971-1660 (229 amino acids)
Source: RefSeq, a predicted model, not a curated record